UAAAAGGGGGGAGGAAAGGAAAAGCCACAGUGUUGGGCAGUCCCACUUUACUUGACUACUAUGAUGUCACAAACCACAUGAUUCUGUCUCUCCAGUAACAGUGCUUGCAAAAAAAAGGAGUUUUAAAAGCUUUUGCUUUUUUGGAUUGUGUGAAUGCUUCAUUCGCCUCACAAACAACCACAGAACCACAAGUGCGGUGCAAACUUUCUCCAGAAGGACGCAGCAAGAAGCCUUUGGUUUUUAAAUGGUUAAUCUCAACAGGUCACCAGCAGCCACCGAGACCAACAGAGUCAUAUAAGGCUUCAAGCAGUUUUUGCACCAGAAGAUAACACACGCUGUGUGAGGGGAGGGGAAAACAAUGGCAUCGAACAGUCUCUUCAGCUCAGUGACACCUUGUCAGCAAAACUUCUUCUGGGAUCCCAGCACCAGCCGGAGGUUCAGCCCGCCUUCCAGCAGCCUGCAGCCCGGCAAGAUGAGCGACGUGAGCCCCGUGGUGGUGGCGGCGGCGGCGGCGGCCGCCCAGCAGCAGCAGCAGCAGCACCCGCAGCACCCGCAGCAGCAGCAGCAGCAGCACCAGGAGGCGGCGGCGGUGCCCCGGCUGCGCCCGCACGACAACCGCACCAUGGUGGAGAUCAUCGCCGACCACCCGGCCGAGCUGGUGCGCACCGACAGCCCCAACUUCCUGUGCUCCGUGCUGCCCUCGCACUGGCGCUGCAACAAGACGCUCCCGGUGGCGUUCAAGGUGGUGGCUUUAGGAGAAGUCCCUGAUGGCACAGUGGUCACAGUCAUGGCUGGGAAUGAUGAAAAUUAUUCUGCAGAGCUGAGGAAUGCAUCUGCCGUAAUGAAGAAUCAAGUGGCACGCUUUAAUGACCUGAGAUUCGUUGGCAGAAGCGGAAGAGGGAAGAGUUUUACCUUGACAAUAACAGUUCUUACAAAUCCCCCCCAAGUGGCUACGUACCACAGAGCCAUCAAGGUGACAGUGGAUGGACCCAGAGAACCAAGGAGGCACAGACAGAAGCUUGAUGACUCUAAACCUAGUUUGUUCUCUGAGCGCCUCAGUGAUUUAGGGCGCAUUCCUCAUCCCAGUAUGAGAGUAGGGGUUCCGACCCAGAGCCCACGGCCCUCUCUGAACUCUGCACCAAGCCCUUUUAAUCCACAAGGACAGAGUCAGAUCACAGGUGCUUCCGAGCUGGGCCCAUUUUCAGAUCCCAGGCAGUUUGCCAGCCUUUCAUCCCUCACUGAGAGCCGCUUCUCCAACCCGCGAAUGCACUAUCCAGGCACCUUCACUUAUGCGCCGCCAGUCACCUCAGGCAUGUCAUUGGGUAUGUCAUCCACAACUCAUUACCACACCUACUUGCCACCACCUUACCCAGGCUCCUCCCAAAAUCAAAGUGGACCAUUCCAGACCAGCAGCACUCCCUAUCUCUACUACGGCACAUCGUCAGGAUCAUACCAGUUCCCCAUGGUGCCAGGAGGAGAUCGCUCCCCCUCCAGAAUGCUGCCUCCCUGUACCACCUCCAACGGUGGCAGCGCACUCUUAAACCCUAACUUGCCUAACCAGAAUGAGGGUGUGGAGGCUGAUGGAAGCCACAGCAGUUCCCCAACAGUCUUGAAUUCUAGUGGCAGAAUGGAUGAAUCCGUUUGGAGGCCAUACUGAAAGUUUAUUGCACGGCCUAAAGUCAGUGAGCCAAAAAGAAAGAAAGAAAGAAAGUCAGCUAAUUAUAAAGUGCCUGUUUUUUUCCUUUUCCUUUGAAUAGAUUCUCUUGAUAUGUACAACUGUGUAGCUGGGAUGUUAUAACAGCUUAGUACAUGCAUACAACGUUAGAAUGACCUUCCAGCAUCAUAGUUCCAAUCAAUGUAGAUCAAAGCACAUUUUACUGUCCUCUUGGAAACAUUUGUCUGAGUUUUAUAUAUUAAAAAAUAUUGACUCCAGUGCAGAAAGAUGCCCAUGUCUAGACUCUUGUAAAACAUUUAAAAAAAAUAAUAAUUAGUGAGUUAUUUCGCCAAGAGGGAAGAAAUGGACUCCUGCCAAUUUUCAAGACAAAGCCCGUGCUUUUUUCUUUUUUGGAACAAACAAAAACAAUUCAGGUACAGUUGCAACCAUACAAUAUGCAGGGCCCCUAUGCAUGCACAGUGCUUAUCACUACUUGUGUUUGUGCUCCUAUUUAUACCAAAAUAUCUUCUGAUUACAGUAGCUCUUCAACCAUAUUAUCAAAGCCUUGCAGCAGAUGAAAGAACUCUUAAGAUGCACGGCUUAUUUUGUACUGAAAGAACAGCCGACAAAGUACCAAGGCAGCCUUGUUUACUUUGUGCUAUUCAUUUGUGUGCUUUUUUUUUUGGCCUUAGAUCAGUUAACCAAAAUAUAUAUAUAUUGGGGGAGACCCCCUAAAAUAAAAUGAAAUCUAAUUUCUUAUGCAAGAAGCAAAAGAUAAUGGAAAUAUAUCUUACUCAAACCAAAACAGUUUAGGUAGUAUGUGUGUCUGGCUAUCUUGUUUUAUUUUAUUAAGUUAUAAAUAUGUAAAAAUUGAGGUUAUUUGCAAAAAAAUGAAUUGUCAUAUAAUUUUAAAGAAAUAUUUAUAAUUAUUUAAUGAUAUUUGAUCCCUUUAAAGUUUUCUUAAUGUAAUGAUACGAUGACUUAGGUCUCUAAAAAUGUUUGUUUUUUAAAAAAUACUGACAGACUUUUAGCGGUACAAAAUCUCAAGGCCUGAACUCUGAAAGGCAGUUCCAAUAUAAACCAGCUGCAAUGUGAUUUUUUUUAUAUAAAAAAAAAUGCUUCCAUCUCAAAGAAACUUUGAUAUAGGACAUUGUUUUAAUUUAUGAAGGAAAUACUGUUUUAAAUGUUAUUGGUUAUUUGGUUGCCUUUUGCCUUUUUAAUCUGUCAGAAAUGAACUGGAAAGAGAAGCAGAAUGAGUGAAAA
Podarcis raffonei (Aeolian wall lizard) is the source of this 2917-nucleotide messenger RNA. RefSeq names its product RUNX family transcription factor 2 (gene RUNX2). NCBI's taxonomy places the organism in Eukaryota, Metazoa, Chordata, Lepidosauria, Squamata, Lacertidae. Gene Ontology annotation, cellular component: nucleus. Bases 359 to 1657 code for a protein of 432 amino acids. The transcript is spliced from 7 exons. Gene Ontology annotation, biological process: regulation of transcription by RNA polymerase II; regulation of cell differentiation; neuron differentiation. Gene Ontology annotation, molecular function: DNA-binding transcription factor activity, RNA polymerase II-specific; ATP binding; RNA polymerase II cis-regulatory region sequence-specific DNA binding. The record is from RefSeq and is a predicted model, not a curated record.